UCUUAUGCGUCAAGAAGCCUUAAGAGAAGAGGCCAUAAAAAGUAUGGCUAAACGGCCUGGCUAUGGCAAGUUCGGACGACAGACUCAACUUCUUACUAAUUACUUUGAAGUUAAAAAGAUCACAAACGUAGCGCAUUUUGAAAAAUAUGAGAUUAUAAUGAAAUUGCAGCCAAGGUCCGACGGCCGAAAAGUUACCAGGCAACCGAAACAACUUCCAACAAAUGUCCAACGUGCUAUAUUUCAACAAUUAGAAAAGCAAGAGCGUAACAGUUGGUUCAAAGGUGUUGGUGUCGUUUUUGAUGGCAAUCCUACUGAAUUUAAAGUUGAAGUUAAAAGGAUCGAUAAAAUUGACAUAGGCGAAUUAAAAAAAUUUCUUGAAGGAAAAGAAAUGAAAUGGGAAUAUUUUGAUUUAGCCGGUCUUAGAGGACUUAAUGCUUUAAUACAUCAUAUGCCAUCAAUGAAAUAUACUCAAUUUGGUGAAUCCACGUAUUUACCUUCGACGCGUAAAUCUUUGGGUGGUGGCGUAGAAUUAUGGAUGGGCUGGUUUGAAAGCGUAAGGCCCGGACAAG
Molecule: messenger RNA, 569 nt
Organism: Racocetra fulgida
Lineage: Eukaryota; Fungi; Glomeromycota; Glomeromycetes; Diversisporales; Gigasporaceae
Source: the annotation of a GenBank genome assembly